CAGCCUUCUCCGCGCAGCCCGCCGCUCAUCCUGGAGCCUUCUCCAAGGCGUGCGGGGAAGCAGGACUCUUCGUGGUCGGGACCCUGGGCGCCCGGACAUGUUUCCGGGAGCCACUCUCAGCAGCGCACCUACCGGAAGCGUGCCUAUUGCGGCGGAAGGAGAUGCUCCCUGGAAGCGGCUGGUGGUGAAAGGAUCGUGGCGUCAAAGAUGAUUCAGGCGAUUCUGGUGUUCAAUAACCAUGGGAAGCCGCGGCUGGUCCGCUUCUACCAGCGUUUCCCAGAAGAAAUUCAACAGCAGAUUAUUCGAGAGACCUUCCAUCUAGUUCUCAAGCGGGAUGACAACAUCUGUAACUUCUUGGAGGGUGGAAGUUUGAUUGGUGGCUCUGACUACAAACUGAUUUAUCGUCAUUACGCUACCCUCUACUUUGUAUUUUGUGUGGAUUCAUCAGAGAGUGAACUUGGGAUCUUGGACCUCAUCCAGGUUUUUGUGGAGACUCUGGAUAAGUGUUUCGAAAAUGUUUGUGAAUUGGAUUUGAUCUUCCAUAUGGAUAAGGUGCACUACAUCCUUCAGGAGGUGGUGAUGGGUGGAAUGGUGUUGGAAACAAACAUGAAUGAAAUUGUGGCUCAGAUUGAAGCCCAGAACAGGCUGGAGAAGUCCGAGGGUGGCCUUUCAGCAGCACCUGCCCGGGCUGUGUCUGCCGUGAAAAACAUCAACCUGCCGGAGAUGCCUCGGAAUAUCAACAUUGGUGAUCUCAACAUCAAGGUCCCCAACCUCUCCCAGUUUGUCUGAGAGUGGAAGAUGGCUGAACUGAGUCCUUAGAACCAGCAAAGCUGAGCCAGUCCUGCAGCAAAACCCACUCUGCGCCCCAAAGGAGUCCAGGCUCAGGCCCUGGCCCCUGCUGUCCUGGAGCUGGAGGGAGUCCUGUGUCCACUGCCAGCCUCUGCUCGCUUCUCACGUGUGCAGCCUUGCCGGUCUCUCAUACACGCGGCCACUGCAGAUGUGAAGGGUCCUGGCUUCCUCAGUGGGGGUCAGGUGCCCGAGCCACUUGCCCCCUUUACCUCCCACAUGCAGCCACUCCUGGGGAUUGGGGACUGUAGUAAGAGGCCCCCCUGUUCCCAGAACCCUACCACGAGGAUGUUCUCUGACUCGAGUCUUCAACCUGAGCACAGCAAGGCUCCUGAGGUCCUGUAGUGUUGACUUUGCUGGCGAGGUGCCAUAGCUAGAAAAGGACUGAUCCUCUAGAUUUGGGGGUGUGGUGAGUGGCAAACAAGGGCAGGAUUUUAUGAGAACCAGAGUUGCCUACUGGCUCUACUAGGGUUGGCACACCCAGAAUCCUUUUGUAUAGCCAAGCUUUCUCAUCACCACCUCCUGCGGCAUACAUUCCCCACUGCCACAGUCCUGGCUAUACUCUCCCAGCUGUUUAUGUUCAGGACAGAAUCCACAUCAUUAGCCUGUUGUUUGCCUGACCCCCACAUUUCUGCCAUUAGGGAGAGCACUCCCCACAGCUAGAGCGGUUCCCCUCAAAGGGGAGGGGCCCUGUGUCUGUAGAAGGCAAAGCUGAUAACAUGCGGAACAUCCCAGAAUUGUGACUCUUCCAGGUUUAAAAUAGAUUCCCCUCCCUAGGA
Molecule: messenger RNA, 1625 nt
Organism: Hippopotamus amphibius kiboko
Lineage: Eukaryota; Metazoa; Chordata; Mammalia; Artiodactyla; Hippopotamidae
Gene: AP3S2
Product: adaptor related protein complex 3 subunit sigma 2
Exons: 6
Coding region: 208-789 (193 amino acids)
Biological process (GO): Golgi to vacuole transport; intracellular protein transport
Cellular component (GO): AP-3 adaptor complex; intracellular membrane-bounded organelle; membrane coat
Source: RefSeq, a predicted model, not a curated record